Messenger RNA from Seriola aureovittata, 6124 nucleotides. RefSeq names its product SLIT and NTRK-like protein 1. NCBI's taxonomy places the organism in Eukaryota, Metazoa, Chordata, Actinopteri, Carangiformes, Carangidae. Gene Ontology annotation, cellular component: postsynaptic density membrane; glutamatergic synapse; GABA-ergic synapse. The transcript has a single exon. Bases 1199 to 3313 code for a protein of 704 amino acids. Gene Ontology annotation, biological process: axonogenesis; regulation of presynapse assembly; positive regulation of synapse assembly. Gene Ontology annotation, molecular function: protein binding. The record is from RefSeq and is a predicted model, not a curated record.
GUUUUUUUUUUUUGCUGGACUGAGGCAUGCCUGUGUGUGUAGCGGAGAGCCAGCUUUUACCGCAUUCAACAGUGUUUUCAAAUCACGGGGCGAAAGUCAGUGGAGGCUUGUGUGGCGCAAAUGAUCCGGGGACAGAUCGGCUAAAGUAACACCGUCUAUCCUUUGAGGAUGGUGUGUGUGUGUGGGGGUGCAAUUUAAAGCACUGAGCUGAGGCAGAACGAUCCUUAUGUGAAGUCUCCCGAUGAUGUCGACUUGGACACUUUUACCAUGGAGCUGCAAGCUUGAAGAGUGAGAAGAGGAAUUUGCAAAAAGGAGCCUAAUUUUGAGGCAGAAACCUAUUUUUUGUGCAUCUGGAUGGAAAUAACCUACACGUCCAAAGCUGUAAAGUGUGAUUUUUUUUUAUAGUUGAAAAAAAAAAAAAACUUGCCCCUGUAUGUGGAUUGAUUUUUUUCUGCUCUCUCCUCUCAGCAUUCCCUCAGUCAGUCGACGGAUUUUUGCCAUUACAGCUCAGUAGAGGGUGUCAGAUCUUUCUUAGAGCACCGCGCUAGGAUGAACACAGUCUCCGCGUUCCUCUUUUUGUGAUUCCCGAAUCGCCGCACACACACGCACACACACACGCACACAAAAUAGAGAAGGAGGAGGAGGGGGGAGGGUGAGAGAAACGGCGCAAACGAGCGAGGCAAGAACGCCGAAGGAUGUGAGGGGGGAUGCGGGUGUUUUGCAGCGGUGGGAUCGCCUCCGAAAGCUCCAGCGCAGGGUGUGAAUUCAGCACCAGGGGAGAGGGAACAGCUCCCAACGCCGCAACACGCAGCACGACUGGAGGGGGGGUGGGAGAGAGAAGAGAAAAAGGCACGGAUUUGUUCAUUUUUUUUUUUUUCUUGCCAAGGUCAGUCUUAAACGAAGUGAAAAAGCCUAAAGAUGUGUUGGACUCUACUGCCGCUCGCUGUUUUUGAUUUUGAUCAUAAACACGCGGAGGCUCUGAGGAUUCAGUCGAUGUGAAAGAGACGUUUAUGUGGUCAUUUUCAAACUGCAAGUCUGGACACAAGAGCAGGUUAGAUGCAGCAUGGAUCUGUUAUAAAAGACUGCCUUAUCUUCUCCCUAAAUGUCUAUAUCUCCUCCUGUUUUUCUUCUGAUUGAUGUAGACUAAAUUCACAGCUCGUAUGUCUUGAAACCGGGAAUGAAUUGUUCACGUUGAAAAAUGCUGCUUUGGAUUGUUCUGCUGAAUGCGGCUCUUUGUGUUGCUAGUGGAAAUGUUACAAGGGACGUUUGUAAGGAGCAGAUAUGCUCUUGCAACGAGAUAGAGGGAGAUCUGCACAUAGACUGCGAAAAAAGGAGCUUCACCACUCUGCAGCAUUUGACUGGCCCGAGCUCGCAGUUUUACCACUUGCUGUUGCACGGGAAUUCUCUAUCCAGGCUAUUUCCCAACGAGUUCGCCAACUUUUACAAUGCUGUGAGCUUGCAUUUGGAGAACAAUGGUCUGCACGACAUUGUCCCCGGCGCCUUUCUGGGGCUGCAGCUGGUGAAAAGGCUGCACAUCAAUAACAAUAAGAUAAGAUCAUUCAGGAAGAGUACAUUUCUGGGGUUAGACGACUUGGAAUAUCUCCAAGCUGAUUUCAAUCUACUGAGGGAUAUUGACCCCGCCGUUUUCAGGGACCUAAAUAAACUUGAAGUGUUAAUACUUAACGACAACCUCAUCAGUGCGCUACCUAUAAACGUGUUUCAACAUGUGCCCAUUACGCAUCUCGACCUGCGGGGAAACCGAAUCAAAACGUUGCCUUAUGAGGGGAUCCUUGAGCAAAUACCGGGCAUUGCGGAGGUUUUGUUGGAGGACAACCCAUGGGACUGUAACUGCGACCUGGUUUCUCUGAAGGAAUGGCUGGAGAACAUACCGCAUAACGCGCUCAUUGGGAGGGUGAUAUGCGAGGCUCCCACCAGGCUGCAAGGGAGCGACUUAAACGAGACGUCAGAAGAGGAUCUGUGCCCUUCACAGAGCGGCGGCGUGGACGCCAGCCUGGUCGCCCCUCCCACCCAGGAGGAGACCUCGCAGCCUGUGGCCCACGGCCCGCGUCCAACGUCUUGCAAGCCCAGCGGAGACGCAAGCGGACCCCCGACGCCUGGUGGCCACGGACCCAAGAGCCGCUCCAAAUCUCGUGAGAACUGGCAGCUGAAAACUAAGCCCACUCCAGUGGUGACAGGUGUGAACGGGGAAAGAGAGCAGUUGCACAACAUGACGUGCCCCCAGCCGUGCAACUGCAAGCUGGUCGGUUCCAGACAAGGGCUGGGGGUCAACUGUGAGGGCAAAAAGAUCGAGAGCUUAUCCAACCUCAAGCCUAAGCCCCUGGCCGCUCACGAGUUGAACAUGAGAGAUAACAACAUCCACGCAGUGAAAAAGAAUCAGCUGCUCGGCUACUCCAGCCUGAACCUGCUUGAUCUGGGUGGGAACAACAUUAAGGUGAUUGACAACAGCACUUUCCUGAACCAGAGCGAGCUGAGGUGGCUGUACAUGGAUAAGAACUAUCUGGAUACGCUGAUAGCAGAGAUGUUCGUGGGCCUUGUGAAUCUGGAAUAUCUCAGUUUGGAAUACAACGACAUCCAGAUGAUAGUGGCAGGUGCGUUCGGCCCCAUGCCAAAUCUGAGGGUUCUGUUCCUCAACAACAACUUGCUGAAAUCGUUACCCGUGGAUGCUUUCCUUGGGAUUUCUUUAUCCAAAAUUAGCCUGCAUAAUAAUUAUUUCCCCUAUCUCCCGGUGGCUGGCGUGUUAGACCAGCUCAACUCAAUCAUACAGAUCGAUUUGCACGGGAAUCCGUGGGAUUGCUCGUGCAACAUCGUGCCCUUCAAGCAGUGGACGGAGAAACUCGGGGCCGAUGUGAUAGUGAGCGAUCUCAAGUGCGAGUCCCCUGAAGAGUUUUGGAAACGAGAUUUCCGCUACGUCCGGAACGACCUCAUGUGUCCCAAACUCUAUGACAGAAUCUCCCCCACCUCCCUGUCCAAAAACAGCACUUUCACCCUGGACUCGGGGACGCGCUCGAACUCUUAUUUGGAGCCGAACAGGGUCUCCAUCUCAGUGCUCGUCCCCGGGUUGCUGUUGGUGUUUGUCACGUCCGCUUUCACUGUUGUAGGAAUGCUUGUGUUUAUUUUGCGGAAUCGAAAGAGGUCAAAGCGGAGGGACGGGAACUCUUCCGCCUCGGAGAUCAAUUCCUUACAGACAGUGUGUGACUCGUCUUAUUGGCACAGCGGGCCUUAUCACGCAGACGGGGGCGCGCACCGGGGCUUCGACUGCAGCACGCACCUCUCCACGACAAACGAUGCGUAAAGGGACUGUAUAGAAUAAGCCCACGCCAGACUGGAUUACAAACAGUCACGCAGACAGACUGACACAUGACUAAAACAGCAAGAAUCAGCCGCUUUUGUUCAUCACAGGGGGACACAGACUUGUUUAUGUCUUGUUUCCUCCAGUUGAACCAAGUAAGUCAGUCUGCUGCUGCACAGGCCCCACUCUGUAAUAUAUGUACAUGCCGAGCCCCCCUGGCUAAAACCCCUCCCUCCCUGCCUCCCUCCCUCCUCCUCCCAGUUCUGCUAUUUGCCGCAAUCGGACUACGGAUCAGUAUGAGACAGAAAAAAAGAGGUGGUGGGGGGGGGAGAAAAAAAGGAAGGAGGGAGAGGGCGUGUGUGUGAGAGAGAGAAAGAGAGAGAGAGAGCGAGACCGAGGACGCGGGGAAUGGUGCACGAACGCAUGAAUGUAAAUGUAAAUACUCGGACCCGAUGUAUCAUAAUCUGCAUGAUGAUAUUUCGCAUGGUUUCAACACACACACACACACAAAGCGCGCGCGCGCGACGGCGAGGAACCAUAACCACCAUAACCAACAAAGAAGCAAACUCGACCCUUUCAUGUUAUAUCAAUAUGACGACUAUAUAUAGAUAUUAAGAUUAUGUAUGACUAUUACAAAGUGCCAUUUCUCUAUUUUUUGUGAACCUGCAGUUAGGAUUUGUAUUUGUUGUUUUAAACUUGUUUGGAGAAAAGAGAAAAAAAAUCAACAAUGAUGACUAUCGGAAAGGAGUGAUGGAAGUGAAGCUGUCAGUGCAUGUUAUUUUCUGUUUGUUAUCAUUUGAUUGUCGAUAAAUAUUGGGGUUAUUUAUACCGUAUUAGAUGGUGCAGAUUAAAUCCACGUCUGCGCAGUCAUCAUCUCCUUUAUGAAUGUAAAACUGUGUUAUUUUAUGGUGUGCCAAUUGUUGACUUUCAGAUAUUCAGACAUGCAGAUGAGCAUGACCAAUUAACGUCACUCAGAUGCUUAUGCUGCAAAGUUAAUGUAGCUACAAUAACAGUUCCGUGGUUUUGUGUGUCAAUGAAUAUAGCCUGCUUUGGGUGAGAGGAAGAAAAAAAAACACAAGAAGUAAUUUAAAAAGGGGGGUUUAUACCAUCAUAUUUUUUCAACAACUGAGCAAAGAAGUGUUUUCAAUUGAGCUAUGUAGGUAUAAUUCGAUCUAUGUAAACAGCGCAGGUAGACUGAUAUAGACUAGAAUGCUUUUUUAAUGUCAGAAAAAGAGUAUUCCUCCACAAAAAAGCUUAUGGCUAUGUUUCACUUUCAUCAUAUUGUGAGCUUUUGUAAAGCCAUCUAAUCUUGUCCAAAUAAGAGAACUGAAACUCACUGUAUUUACUACAAAAUGUGCUUGAAAUAGGCUGUUUUAGGGUGUGAGUUGGGAGGUGGGGGGGCACACUAUGGCAACAACUCAGCAAGUGGCCAGACCCAUAGAGAUACAUGAGGUAUGGUGAAAAAACGGACACACACACACAGACACACACACACACACACACACACACACACACACACACACACACACACAGACACACACACACAGACACAGACACACAUGUUGUGGAAGUGAUUCGAUAAUGCGAGAUGCCUUUUUCAAUUCAGCAUUUUGAACUUAAGGAACUCUUCUUGCUGGUCGGGGGGGAGGGGUUCGCAUGGUUUUUGUAGGCUCAUGAAAACAAUGCCAUGACUGAAUACCUGUUUUGCAGAGCUCAGCUGACGGGUCUGCUGCUGCUGCUGCUUAGCCUAUACUGCUUUAACUGAACCUGGAUUUGGAUAUUACAGGAGAAAAACAGCAGAUAAGCAUUAAAAGUUGGGUCAUAUGAAAAAUUCUCAAUUCUUUAACUUCUCUGCGGUGUCUGAAACAUGCGAGGAAUGUGCAAUUAGCAGUCUUUAUUUUGGAUUUUGAUUUUGUUGAAUUAUGAUGUAAAAUUUCCCAGUGCUGACAACUUAUUUUAACUUUGCCAAUUGUUUUCUUUAAAAAAAAACACUUUAAGAUGCCUAAUUUUAGACAAGAUUUCAGCAUAAUUGGGAGAAAAUCUACCUAAGAUGCCAAUGGCCAUGGUGAGAGUGUACAGAGUUGAUGUGAGAUGGGCUUACACCCCCCCCCUUCCCCUCCCGCCCACUAGUAGGCCUACAGUAUCUACCCUAGUAUGCAGACUAGCGCUGUCCAUGGUGCUGAAUCACUCCCCCCCUUGUGCUUUCUUUGUCGGCCUGCCCCCUUGCCCGUGCGUGUGUUUGUGCAUGCACAUGCAUCCCGUCCCACCCCACCCCUAACUCCCACCCCCUUCCCAUGUGUGUAUGAGGACAAAUGAAAGACAGAAAGACAGAAAGAGAGAGAGAGAGACAUAGCGAGAGAGCGAGAGAGCGCAGUUGCGUGACUAUUUGCAUGUAUGUGUCUAAACCCUUACUUCCACACUGCCCUCCCCUUUUCCCCUCUUCCCAGAUAUGUAACCUCGCCGCAGCUUGACCUUGGGGACUAACAUCUCAGCAGAUCUGUGACAAACACUCAUCAUCAUCAUCAUCAUCAUCAUCAUCAUCAUCAUCACCACCACCUCCCUUUUGCAUUUUUUGUCCAGUCACCUUGCUUCCAUCCUCAACUCCCUGUUCCCUGCUCGUCUGUCCAAUCACAGGGAGGGGGGACUGGGGUAACUAUGUGUCUCUUCUGUGGAGUAUUACUGUGCCACAGCCCACUGAUGAUUUGUCAUAAUUUUCAAACGCUGUGUUUCAAAGAUACAUUUAUAUGCUUUGCAAUAUUUGACCUGCUUCUAUUUUGUUAAAUAAAGUGUGGUUGAGGUUGAGUAAAAAAACCA